Pocillopora damicornis (cauliflower coral) is the source of this 2167-nucleotide messenger RNA. RefSeq names its product monocarboxylate transporter 10. Gene Ontology annotation, molecular function: transmembrane transporter activity. Gene Ontology annotation, biological process: transmembrane transport. Lineage: Eukaryota; Metazoa; Cnidaria; Anthozoa; Scleractinia; Pocilloporidae. The record is from RefSeq and is a predicted model, not a curated record.
CAGAGCCGAGCCAUCAAUUAUCAAACAAAGGAAACUUGAAUAUCCAUUUCCACACGUGUAUGGGGAAACCACAGUCAAUUUUAGCAACUGACCACAAGAUAUGGCUACCGCACAUGGAGAUGAUGAAGGACAUGAACACAUCACGCGAAGCCCAAAUUUUCCUUCGGGCGCCACAGAAAAAGAUCGUUUUGAUGGUGGCUGUUCGUGGGUAGUAUGCAUUGCAGGAUUUUUGAUCCAAUGCAUCGUUUGUGCUCAAGGGAACCUCUCUGGAUUAAUAUUUACGGCAGUAUUGAAUGAAUACAACAACACUAGCCGAAGUCAAACUGCUUGGGUAACAGCUCUGGCAGCCGGUGUGUCAGAUGGAUUUGCAAUGAUUCCCGCCAUCCUUGGUAACCGGUUUGGAUUUGCUAAUGUCAUCAUGCUUGGUGGAGUGAUAUGCGCAGUUGGGAUGUUUACUUCCUCGUUUGCUCCGAACAUCUACGUACUUUAUUUAACUUACGGCUUAGUCUGGGGAUUUGGUUCGUGUCUUUGUAACUGUGCUGCUUUGUUUGUGCUUCCACAUUUUUUUAGCGCGCGAAUCGGCUUAGCUAAUGGAAUUGUAUUUUUUGGCGCACCAGUUGGUACUUUAGCUCUGACUCCAUUUGUUGCUUAUCUGCUGCAAAGAGUUAGGUUGGCCAGAACGUUUCAAAUAUUAGCUGGGAUUCAGCUUGUAAUUAUGUUUAGUGGAUUUAUGAUCAGACUUGCUCCUUCUCCUCCUCCUUCUCCUCCUUCUAAAUCAGACCAACUGCACAUCAAAAAUGAAAGAAAAAGUGGGUUUGACUGGACAAUAUUCAAGAACAAAGGUUAUAUGACUUUUGUAGUAGCGUUAUGCCUCUUUAUGCCUACCUAUUUGGUACCAUACGUGCAUUUGGUUAGACUUGCUGAAGACUCUGGCAUCGACCCUAUCCAAGCAGCCCUCCUGAUCAAUUUUGUGGCGUUUGGAUCAGUGAUAGUGCGGCCAUUUUUUGGAAAGCUAAUGGACAUGCGCUAUGUAAACCGUCUGACUGCGUUGCAAAUAACACUUCUACUUUUAAGUGUUUUUACAACACUCGUUCCCAUAGCAACUAAUUAUGAAUGGUUAGCAACUUAUGCUUUCCUCUUUGGAUUUCUGGAGGGAUGUUUUGUGAUUUCCUUACCGUUAAUUGUGCAAGACUUGGUAGAAAAGAAACAGCAAGCCUUCGCUCUUGGAUCACUGUUCUGCUUUCGUUCCAUUCCCAUGACCGCGGGUCCGUCCAUUGCUGGCUGGAUAUAUGACGUAACCCAAAGUUACAACGUAGCGUUCUUCAGCGCAGGUGUGGUCACGGUACUUUCCACGUGUGUGAUGUUCUUGGUUCCGCUGUUCAAAAAUAGAUCGUAUUCCAAACAGAGAGAAACUAUUCAAGUAGCAAGAAACUCUGAGCUUUGUCAUAAGGAAAACAUUGUGGCAAAGGAAACUUGUUUAUGAUGUAGGGAAGACAUAUCUGUAGCUUGUAAGGAGUAAAAGAAAAGGGUCAUAUGAACAGCCGCCAGCCAUCUCUGACCCUUAAAUACAGAUUUAUUUUCAAACUGGGUCGAACGCAAACUUUUCUUGUGAAAAUAAGUUUUGCUUGGAUCACAUUAAUUAAUUAUUUUUAUAUCGCAAGCGUUGUAUAACCCUUGUUUCAAAGCAGGGGUCAUGUGUAUUUUGGAAGUGUCUUACUCCAACUCGUGACUAUUGUCCAAUGUCGCCGCGUUUCUCUUCUUCUCUAGAUCCCUCUCGGUGCGCACCACUAUUCUGUUUGGUUUCUGUUUGGUUUUUUUUUACCAAUAUUUUCUGGCUGUUUAGUUGCACUUCCAAGAAAAAAAAUUCCACCGAAGGUCGGGCGUGGAACUUCCAUGGUUAGCUAACUGUCAAGCAUCGAAUUCUAGAAUAAAGGCAGCUAUUUAUCUUGAUGAACGUGCGAGUUGGAAUAACGCGGAAUAAGCCCAGAAUCGAGACGUAUGGUCGAUAGAGAUAAGAAGAGUGCGUUGAGAUUAUUUUGGUUUAAUUAUAACGAAUUGCUAUAAUACAAAUACAAAAGUUUUAGAUAUUGUGUAUCGAGGAUAUUGUCUAUCGAGGAUUUCUGUCAUGUUCAGGAGAAGGUUGUGAAAUAAAUAUUUGAAAGCUAUA